AUGGCGUUUCCUUACAUGAAAGCGUUUAUUUCUCUUUUCUUCUACCGUUAUUUUCGCCUUGUGGUGAAUUGUUUCUCCUUUUGGACUUUCAAGCCAAUUCUUCCUCCAGAGAAUCCCAAGUUGACUGCCCAGGAUGUCUCUGUUAUCAUCCCCACACUUGAGGGGUGCGGCGAUGAGUUGGUAGAAACAAUUCGGUCAAUUCUUGCCAACCAUCCAUUUGAACUCCUCCUGGUGACUAUAGAAGCAAAUCGGAAGAAAGCCGAGAAGAUGCUGGAAACCAUGCCUGCUUCGAAGUCUCGAAUCCGCCUUUUCACAGUUUUGCACCCUAACAAACGCCACCAGAUGGUGCGUGCUCUUCCAGAAGUUCGCACGGCCAUUACCAUCUUCUCCGAUGACGAUGUAAGCUGGCCGCCCACUGUGCUUUCUUGGAUCCUGGCGCCGUUUGAGAAAGACGAGAUGUUCGGAGGCGUAGGCACCUGUCAGCGAUUGCGCCGUGCUACUGCACCAACCUUUUCUCAACGCAUCUGGGGUUUCCUUGGAGCUCUCUACCUAGAGCGUAGAAACUUCGAUUGUGCUGCCACUACCCACAUAGACGGUGGACUGCCUUGUCUUUCAGGCCGAACGGUUGCCUAUAGGACUAAAAUCCUCCAAGACCCUGUCUUCGCCCAUGGUUUCACCAACGAGGACUGGUGGGGCAGAUAUCACCUCAAUGCAGACGAUGACAACUUUAUUACCCGUUGGAUGGUAUCACAUGGCUGGGAGACGUACAUCCAAUAUCACCCCGAGGCUGAAAUUCAGACCACCUUGGAGGACAAUGUCAAGUUCCUGAAGCAGUGCGCGCGAUGGUCUCGAAGCAACUGGCGGAGCAACCUCACGAGCAUGUUCCGUGACAAAGAUAUUUGGUAUCGUCAACCUUGGAGCACAUAUGCUGUGCAUUUAACAACCUUGUCACCACCGGCCCUUCUUGGUGACAUGAUCCUUGUUUUCCUUUGCAAUAAAGCCACGGAGUCCUGGGACCAUGACUCACAUGUCCUUGCAAUGCGUGCUCUUUUCAUGUGGAUGUUCGUCAGCAAAUUUAUUAAGCUUCUCGGACACUAUAUUCGCUAUCCAGUCGAUGUCUUGCUUCUCCCGGUAUCCAUCCUUUUCGGGUACUUUCACGGUGCUAUCAAGAUGUAUGCAGCGGUCACUCUCAAUGUGACUGCUUGGGGUAGUCGAGAGGGCGCCGACGAUUUCGAUGAAGAGCGCAUGAAGAAGAAACGCAUUGCCAGCAUCUAA
This is a messenger RNA of Monascus purpureus, 1275 nucleotides long. NCBI's taxonomy places the organism in Eukaryota, Fungi, Ascomycota, Eurotiomycetes, Eurotiales, Aspergillaceae. The record is from the annotation of a GenBank genome assembly.